Molecule: messenger RNA, 543 nt
Organism: Yarrowia lipolytica CLIB122
Lineage: Eukaryota; Fungi; Ascomycota; Dipodascomycetes; Dipodascales
Product: ribosome biogenesis protein NIP7
Biological process (GO): ribosome assembly; ribosomal large subunit biogenesis
Cellular component (GO): nucleus; preribosome, large subunit precursor; nucleolus
Molecular function (GO): RNA binding
Source: RefSeq, a predicted model, not a curated record
AUGAGACCUCUGACCGAAGAAGAAACGAAAACCGUGUUCGAGAAGCUCGCCAACUACGUUGGACGAAACAUCUCGCACUUCAUCAAUAACGAAGACCCUCACGUGUUCCGGCUCCAGAAGGACCGAGUCUACUACGUUGAGGAGAAGAUUGCCAAGUAUGCCACCUGUGUGUCUCGAGCCCAGCUCUUCUCCGUUGGCACCUGUCUCGGCAAGUUCACCAAGACCGGCAAGUUCCGACUUCAUAUCACCGCUCUUCCUCUCCUCGCUGCACAUGCUCGACACAAGAUCUGGAUCAAGCCUAACGGAGAGAUGCCCUUCCUCUAUGGUAACCACGUUCUCAAGGCCCACAUCGGUAAGAUGAGCGACGACAUUCCCGAGCAUGCCGGAGUCAUUGUCUACUCCAUGAGCGAUUCUCCUCUGGGCUUUGGCGUCAGUGCAAAGUCUUCUCUGGAGGUCCGACGUCUGGACCCCACUGGUAUGGUUGCUUUCCGACAGGGAGAUGUCGGCGAGUACCUGCGAGAGGAGGACACUCUUUUCGCCUAA